UCACAAAGCCACAUCCCCUUCUCCAAAAUCCUUUCCUAUUUUGUUUUGCGAAACCCAGUCCCCAAGUAACACCAUUCUCCUCCUCUUCCUCUUCCUCUACCUCUUCUUCUUCCUCCGGUGUUCUAUUAAUCCCUAAACCCCUUCUCUUCCAUGGAAUUUCUCUUCAUCUGAACUUUCACUCACCAAUUCUUUCGAUCAAACCAAAUAGAUCGAUUCUCCAUGGCUUCCACUUCUUCCACUCAUCAAUGCUCCAUCUCCUUCGAUUCCGACGACUUCUCCCCUGAAGAACACUUCGUCGCUCAAAUCCUCCAACAAUUACCUCUUCUCAUUCAACAAUCCCACUUCUCUCUUGGCCUAUCACCUUCCUGGCCUAUCCGACGCAAGAGAUCCGCCGUCGAUUCCCCGCCGGACACGUCCUCCCUCAUCACUCAACCGCCGCUUCCACCACCACCUUGUCUACCGUCGUCCGAGAGAGAAAAGGAGUCUAGUCCAACUACUCCGCUUUCACUCCACUCCUUGCCCUUGUCAAGGAGUGAAUCUGAUGAGAAUACUACUAUUGCUAAGGUCUCCAAGAAGAAAGCCCCUGUCGAUAAGAAAUCUCAGUAUUUGGAAACCAUAGAGAAAUUAACCCACCAGAAACAAGCUCUGGAAGGGGACAUUGAAGCUAUGAAGCGACAUUUUAUCAAUCUGAAAACUAUAAAUUCGGAGUUGAAAGCCAAAAAGCAAGAGAUUCUGGGUGGUUUCAGUAAUCUAUCAGUAAAUCCAAAAUUUGGGACCUCAACUUCGGUCGCCAUGGAAAUAGCUAAGUUAACAGUGAAAUCCUCAGACUCAAAUGUGGAGAAUAAUCACGAUGAAUGUGAACCGUCGAUGAAGAAUCAGACGGUUCCAGUGGCAGAACAGAGCAACAGUAUUCAGAAUUACCAAAUUCCAAUUGGGGGAAUUCCUUUGUAUGAUCCUUCAUUGGGCCCAAUGGGGAUUCCUGAUUUGAACCUCUCUUUGGAAGAUAUUCUUCAUAAGAAUUACACAAAAUAUUUGGCUGCUAAAGCAAGACAAAACAGAAUUCAGAUCUGGAAAAACAAGAACAACAACAACAACAACAAUGGAGCUCCCAAAUUGCAAUCCUAAUUCCACUAUUUUCCUCCUUUUUUUUUCUUUUUAAUCUUAGGAUUCAAUUCAUCAUUCACCAAUCCCUGUUUUGAUUCAUGAAUUGGGGUAGUUUUUAAUUUUAUUUUUUCAAUUGGGUUACUCAAAUUGUAAAGGUACAGAAUCUCAGAGUAAGAGUAAGAGCUGACCCUGCUCCCAAAUAUUUCUCUUAAUAUAUAUCUUGUGUUUUUUUUUUUCC
This is a messenger RNA of Cucumis sativus (cucumber), 1342 nucleotides long. RefSeq names its product myocardin-related transcription factor A. The transcript has 4 exons. NCBI's taxonomy places the organism in Eukaryota, Viridiplantae, Streptophyta, Magnoliopsida, Cucurbitales, Cucurbitaceae. The record is from RefSeq and is a predicted model, not a curated record. Bases 220 to 1125 code for a protein of 301 amino acids.